GGUCCGCACCGGCUACGAACGAAGGCUUUUAUUUCACUCGACUCGAGCGAUUUUCUAGUCAAUGGUAGUCUUUCUCCAUCUACCCAAGCUUUCUCCAGCACCAUCACCAAAGCUUUCUCUCAACCUAGCUACGUCCGAUCGAUCUAGAAAGAUUUCAGUAGUUUUUCUCCCUUCGAUUUUGAUACAUGGACGAAUCUGGCAAGAAAAACAAACCUUCGGUUCGAUCCCUGUGGGUGGUCAAAUCCGUGAAGAAACCACAGGAUCAAGUUUCUGCGGCCGGUCAGGUUUCGUGGAAAGCUGUAGGAAAAUCGCCAGAACCGGUUUCCAAAGAAUCGCCGGAAAUAUCAGCUUCAGUUGCCGAGGAAGCGCCAGAAGUGGCUGGGACAUCGCCGGCAAACUCUUUGAUCAGUGUUCCACUGCCUUCCGGUUCGUCUUCGGGCGAAUCGGAUUCAGAGAAAGAUGAUGUACCGCCUGUGGCUGAUCGGCAGAGGAAGAAGAAGGAGAAAAAGCUGGCGGUAUAUGCGAUUCCCGAGCAUCUGAAACGGCAGAUCGAGAUGGAUGCAGUGCCUGAAGUUCUUCAUGAAACUCUCUCGCCAUCAAAUUAUGGUGCCUAUUUUGCCGUUCUGCUCUACGCAGAGGACUUCUACAUUGAGAAAUGGACCAAUUUCCAGUUGUAUAGAGUACCUCUGGAGCUGGAUAACAAAAGGUGGAAGAAGGUAACGAAGAAGAAGAAUAGCUGCAAGAGUGCUUGGAAUGAUAAGAAAACAUAUGUGUCAUUCGAAAUCACUUCCAUUCCUGAGAGACGACCAUAUCUAUUAUCAAGGGACUAUGUCUUUGUGCGACGAUCAGGAAAGAAGACCAGAUUUGAGGGAAGAGUGAUUGGGGUGGUAAAGAGUACUCACGUAUUGACCGAGUUUGGAAAUGAUCUUCUCUUACAGUAUUCUCCAUCAUACAAGUAUGAUGUUAAGUUUUCCUUCAAUAGAACCUGUUUAAAGAGAUCUCACCAGGCUGUGGAAGCUGCACUAGCUCCUUCGUUUCAUCAUGUGCUUUUCCCAAGUUGCCACCCAAGAACCGCAGAGAUCUCUCUACCAUCUGCAACUUUUUUGAAUCAACGCCUUGGUGUUCAUCAAAUCUCAGCAAUCCACAAAAUUAUACGGCUCAAAGGGCCUCCCCCUUAUCUCAUAAAUGGACCACCUUCUGUAACACAGAAUAAUUCUCUCUCCAAAGCUGGCACUACCAUUACAGAAGCAAUCCUCGAAAUUUACUUCCACAUGGAUACCAGCCGCAUAUUGGUGUGCUCUCCUAAAAACCACACCUGCGAUACACUCAUCAGUUGCUUGAACAAAAGAAUCCCAGAUUCGGAUCUGUUUCGGGCCAAUGCUAGUUUUCGGGAGGUUGAAGAUGUGCCAGAUGAUGUCUUCCCGCUGUGCUCGCAUGAUGGCGAAUGCUUCUCCAGUCCUCCACUCUCUGUUCUCCAGAAGUUCAGAGUGAUAGUUUCAACUCUUAUGACUUGUUUCAGGCUUCGAGACAAUGGCAUCAGCCCUGGCUAUUUCUCUCAUAUUUUCAUGGUGGAUGCUUCUUCAGCCACCGAACCUGAUGCAAUGGUGGCACUGGCAAACUUUGUAACAGAUGAGACAGCAGUUGUGAUAGCAGGUUCGCGAACCAAGUAUGCAGAUAGAGUGCGUUCCGACAUGGCUCGAAGAAAUGGUUUGAAGAGAUCAUACUUCCGUAGACUGAUGGAGAGCGAGCCAUACUCGAGCAAUGAUCCGCUAUGUGUUUGCAACUUGGAUGAGGAGAGCGAGAACUAAAUAGUGUCAUGCAGCAUAUCCUAUGAUGUUUCUUUAUGUAAACUCUGAAUUAAUCUGAAGUUUUGAGCCUGGAAGGUUUGUUAUAUAUAA
Phoenix dactylifera (date palm) is the source of this 1898-nucleotide messenger RNA. RefSeq names its product putative RNA helicase SDE3. The record is from RefSeq and is a predicted model, not a curated record. NCBI's taxonomy places the organism in Eukaryota, Viridiplantae, Streptophyta, Magnoliopsida, Arecales, Arecaceae.